This is a messenger RNA of Naegleria gruberi, 1412 nucleotides long. RefSeq names its product cytochrome P450. Bases 1 to 1398 code for a protein of 465 amino acids. Gene Ontology annotation, molecular function: monooxygenase activity; iron ion binding; oxidoreductase activity, acting on paired donors, with incorporation or reduction of molecular oxygen. The record is from RefSeq and is a predicted model, not a curated record. The transcript is spliced from 2 exons. Lineage: Eukaryota; Heterolobosea; Eutetramitea; Acrasida; Naegleriidae.
AUGUAUUUUCCCUUCCGAUUGCCUCUCCUUGCUCCACUCUAUAAUUUACAGGAUUGGAGAGGAGUGAGCACCCUGAUGAAGACUCACGGUGAUCCAGAGACCAAAUCUCUACGAAUUUCAAUGCUCUACUAUAAUGUUCUGGUGGUGAGUGAUAGGGAAAUGUUGAAGGAAUUGUUCACCUCCAAGCAAUCCUUCUUUGAAAAGCCAUUCUUUGAGUAUGACAUGUUGAGUGUCUUUGGUGAGAAUAUUUUGACUGCCUUAAGAACUGAAACUUGGAAGAAACAUCAUGCUGCAUGUAAUUUGGCAUUCAAUGAUGAUAAUUUGAGAUUUGUUUGUGAGAAAUCUAUUGAAACAUCUGAUUUAUUAUUCGAAACCAAGUGGAAAAAUCUUGAGAGAGAUCGUGAUGGUUGUUUUAUUAUUGAGCCAAACAUUGAUUUUUCAAAUGUUACUUUGGAUGUUUUGGGUAAGGCAGGAUUUGGAUUUUCUUUUGGAAUAUUUGCAGAAGAUAAUGAAGGAAGAGACUUUACCAAAUCUCUCAAUUAUAUCAUUGAUGUUGGCGUUGUGUUGAGAAGAUAUAUUCUCAUCAAUUAUCCUUCAUUGUAUCCAUUGGCUUGCAAACUUUCAGGUUUGGAUAAGGCAGUCGAAAAGGUUCAUGGUGUCCUAUUGAAAUGUGUCAAUGAGAGAAAGAGAGAAAUUGAAGAAAUGGGUGCUGAUUAUGACCAUAAGGAUAUUUUGAGUUUGUUAGUCAAGGCAAAUACUCAAGACAAGUUACUGAGUGAUGAUGAGCUUAUUAGUAAUGCUUUUGUAUUGAGUGCAGCUGGUUUUCACACCUCUUCCACUACUUUGCAGUGGAUUAUUUAUGAAUUGUCAAGAAAUGAGGAAAUUCAACAGAAAGCAAGACAAGAGGUUUUCAACUUGUUGGGAAGAAAGAGAGGAGCAACUAUGGAUGAUUAUGAAAGUUUCCAAUAUUUGAAUGCUGUAAUUAUGGAAUCGUUGAGACUUCAUCCACCAGUUACCAGUGUUAUCAAACAAGUUUGCAAGAAGGAGACCACACUUGGUAAAUUCACAAUUCCAAAAGAUACUGAAAUUGAUAUUUUUAUUGGAGGAACUCACUUGGAUGAAAGAUAUUGGAGUGAACCAUCUAAAUUUGAUCCAAAUAGAUUUUUAAACACUGAAGGUCAACUGGAAAGAAGAAAUGAUUUUACAUUUAUUCCAUUCUCAAAGGGUUUGAGAAAAUGUAUUGGUUUUAGAUUUGCUGAGAGAGAAAUUUGCAUGGUAUUAUCCAGAUUAUUGCAAAAAUAUCAAUUUUACAGUUUGAGCGAUGAGGAAGUGGAAGAAAAUGUUGGAAUUACUGUUGCUCCUUUAAAUUUAAAGAUCAAGGUUAAACCAAUUCAAUAAAUUCAAAAUUGAAG